Messenger RNA from Moneuplotes crassus, 1050 nucleotides. The record is from the annotation of a GenBank genome assembly. Lineage: Eukaryota; Ciliophora; Spirotrichea; Euplotida; Euplotidae.
UGUUUUAAUGGGUGUGGAUAAGCACAAGAAAGACUCCCAAUCAAGGGCUAAUAAUUUACUUUCUUCCAGCACAUUUCAGGAAUUUUCUACUCAAAACAAUUACCGACCUAAAUCUCAGUGUAAGUUUAUGGUACUAAGAUAUUGUGCGCUAAUUUGAUAUUUAGUCCUCUCAAGAAAUGAUUACAAUACCAACACUCCUUCCAAUCCCCACAACAGGGUAAGAAGGUCUUGCUUGAGUGGUAAUAAUUCCUUUUAGUCAUAUCAGGCUCUUGAUCCAUAUUUGAAUGAAAGAAUCAGGCACGAAUCCAGCAAAAUUAUUAUCGAAAACAAUGAGAAUUCUGAUGAAAACGGCAACUUGACUUGACUGAGUUGAGCCCAAGUGUAAGAUUGAUCAAAAUUAGUAUUAGAUCAAACAAAAGUAAAACAAAACUCGACAAAUGGGAAAAUCUACUCAAUGUAAAAUCUUUGAUAACUGAUAGAUGAAUGAUUUAAACUUAAAAUCCAUUCUAAAUAAAUUAAAGAAAAAAGCUUUUAAUGCUCAAAACCGGAAAAAGUAUGAACACAUAUGAUAUAACCUCAUUUAGAAGGACCAACCAGCUGCUGAACUACUUCUUCCAAAAAUCAAUGAAACACAAUAAGCAACUCUGCGAAACAUUCAGCGACAUCGAUAGUAUUUUCCCAAUGAAAAUGACUAGUUUCAGCAGAGAAAAGAGUAUUCCUUCUUUAUUAUUCAUAGUCGUGUUGUCUCGCAAUACAAAGAUGAAACAUUGCACUCCAAAGACAAGCAAAGAGGCCAAGAUAUUUAAGAAGGCUUCUCUUAGCAACUCAAGAGCCACAGUCUUGAGAAAAUCCAGAGUUCAGUAUAAACACUUCAAAAACGCAAAUUUACCAAGAGUGGAUGCCAGGAGAAUGACGUUUUACAAGUAUGAUUUUCAUAUUCAUUAAUAGAGAUAGCAAGACUUCGAAUAUUAGUAGAGAUAUUAGUCCUUCUGAUUCCAAGACUAUCAAACCAGAUUUCAACCCAUAUGAUUUAAGACAGAAAAACUUUAA